AUGCAUAUCCCCACCAUCCUCGCCAGCACUGUCGCCAUUUCUGCUGCUAUGGCCGCAGCUGUCAAGCAGGAGUACAACGUCGGCGUCGCCAUGAUGACCUACAACGGCGACGAAUCCUUGCCCCUCAACGUUCCUCUCGGUACCCUCACCACCGGCAAGGGCUAUAAGAUCACCGAGCUGGAGGUCGCACGUAUCUACUCCAGCGUUGAGGGUGUCAACGCUCCCAAGGCCGAUCAGGUCACUUGCCAGAUGUACAAGGACCAGUGGGGCACUGUCCCUGCUAGCAAAGAGUUCACCGCCAAGAAGGGUGCUCUCAUUAGUACCAAGCCUGUUCCUCUGGGCUGGAUUCUCUGCCGUGUCAAUGCUUCCAAGUAG
Molecule: messenger RNA, 375 nt
Organism: Fusarium venenatum
Lineage: Eukaryota; Fungi; Ascomycota; Sordariomycetes; Hypocreales; Nectriaceae
Source: RefSeq, a predicted model, not a curated record